AUGAAGAGGUCGCCCUUUGCCGACCCCGAGUACCGUCCAGAGGCCACCUCGCAACCUGGCGAUGUUGGCUUCGGCUACAUCAGCGACAACCAUGAGUCCACGGCUGGUCCCAAGUCUUCUCUCAAAAGCGCCAUGAAGGUGCCAGGAACACCUGCCAGACAACUGUCGGACCCCCUCAGCCCAACCUUCCGGGAGGAGGAAAUGCUCGAAAAACGAGAGGCGUCGACCGACAAGGAGCAAGUCAAGGACAUUAAAAUCAAGACUCGUGUCCGAAUGGCCAAGUUUGCCCUCCGCGGUGUCAACUUUAGCUGUUCCCUGAUCAUCCUGUCCAUGCUGUCGGCUUCCUUUGCCAUCUUCAACUCUACAAAGUCUCUCGCCGCCGCCAGCAAGUUUACGCCGUGGGCUCCAAACACUCAGCAGACGGCCUGGCCACAAAAGCUAACUCUGGCCAUGGCCUGCGUCUCACUAUUCGCCUGUAUCCUCGUCUUCGUCGCAUACUGCCGAGGAGGCCACAAGCGAGCGACCAAGGUCAACACCUACUACACCAUGUUCGCAAUCGGCUGGUUCAUUCUCAGUAUGCUCCUGUGGAUCAUCACAGCCGUCAUUUUCCAGCACAGCAAAAACAACAGCAACAACAAAGACAUGUGGGGAUGGGCAUGCGCCAACAACCAACGAGCAGAAAUUUACCAUGAGAAGGUAGACUACGCACUCGUUUGUCGCCUGCAGAACUGGACCCUCAUCUGCAUCAUCAUCGAAGUAGUCGUCGAGGUCAUCAGCAUCGCACUGUACAGCAUCGUCUUCUACCGAUUCUACUCCAAGCGCCGCCUCAUGAAGUCCAUGGACAUGCGAGACCGCGCCCGAUCCGACCUUUACCUUGCCCAGCUGCGGACACAGUCUGCCCCCAACACUCCCGGCUUCGGGCCCAAGUCCCCUGCUCUCAGCAGCUAUGCCAUGUCUCCUCGCCACCCGCCCGCUGCGUACCGAAACAUCUCCGACAUUGACGAGACUAGCCCCUUCACUCCCGGUGGCAGGGUCGCCGUACCUCGGUCCCAGUUCGGCUCUCCCAGUCCGGACUUUAAGCUGCAGGCUCCUCCAACAAAGGCCCCCUGUGCCACUCCCAGUACCGCCAGGGCUGCCUUUGAGCCUCCUGCGACGAGAACCCCCGAUGCACCCGCCCAGCCUCAACACGGGCCAGCUCCUCCCGGCGAGCCUACGUACGAAGCUGUUCCUAUUCCUGGAGCGUACGCAGGCCAGGCCAUCAAGAGCCCGCCCCCUGGCCAAACGACGUUUGGGGCUGCCAGGUGA
Metarhizium album ARSEF 1941 is the source of this 1305-nucleotide messenger RNA. RefSeq lists its product as uncharacterized. The transcript has 3 exons. Bases 1 to 1305 code for a protein of 434 amino acids. NCBI's taxonomy places the organism in Eukaryota, Fungi, Ascomycota, Sordariomycetes, Hypocreales, Clavicipitaceae. The record is from RefSeq and is a predicted model, not a curated record.